Ictalurus punctatus (channel catfish) is the source of this 1469-nucleotide messenger RNA. RefSeq names its product germ cell-specific gene 1-like protein. Gene Ontology annotation, cellular component: plasma membrane. Bases 120 to 1184 code for a protein of 354 amino acids. The record is from RefSeq and is a predicted model, not a curated record. NCBI's taxonomy places the organism in Eukaryota, Metazoa, Chordata, Actinopteri, Siluriformes, Ictaluridae. The transcript is spliced from 7 exons.
UAUGGCUGAGGGCCAUUUCUGCUCUUGUCUUCCCAGAAAAUAGGAAACAGAGACAAAGGGUGGACUGGGAAGGGAACUGUUUAUACACAAUUGUUCAUUGUGUACUUGUUUCUGGAGCCAUGUUGGAGCACAUGCCUCGACGCUCCCGCUCACUUCUCUGCCUCUCUUUGACCUCCCUUGCCCUGACUUUGUCUGUGCUGGCCUUUUGCACCUCCUACUGGUGUGAGGGAACACAGAAAGUGGUGAAACCGCUCUGCCUCUCACCUGUUAAAAUGGUGAAAUGCAGCCAGAAUAACAGCCAACCUUUUACAGUGGGCACAGUGCAACCAGAACUACCCUCUAAUGAAACAAUAUCACCAAACCAGAGAGAAGCGCUUACUAAGACUCAACAGGCAAAGUUGGCUAAUGCUGUGCAGUACAUUUGGGAAACGGGAGAGGACAAGUAUAUGUUUCGCUACUUCCAUGCAGGAUUCUGGGAAUCUUGUGAGAAACAUACUGAUGGGGAGCGAUGCCGCAGGUUUAUAGAUCUAACCCCUGAAGAUACGCAUGGUGUUCUCUGGUUGUCUAUGAUAUCCGAGUUCCUAUACAUCAGUCUUUUGGGGAUGGGAUUUCUGCUGAUGUGGCUGGAGGUUCUUUGUUCUCAUAAAGAAAUGCAUGCACUCAAAAUCAAUGCAUUUGCAGCCUUAUGCACUGUGCUGUCGGGCCUAAUUGGGAUGGUGGCCCACAUGAUGUACACCACAGUUUUCCAGUUGACUGUGAUUAUAGGCCCCAAAGACUGGAGACCUCAGAACUGGGACUAUGGCUGGUCUUUCGCCAUGGCCUGGGUGUCUUUUAGCUGCUGCAUGGGUGCUGCUGUCCUCACCUUCAACUCCUACACCAAGAAUAUCAUUGAGAUUCGCCGUCGACAGAGACUGCGCCCGGAGGAAGCCCGCGCGGCUCCUUCCUAUGAGGAGGUGGUUUCAGGAGUUGGGAUCUACUCUAUCAGUGGCCUACAGCAGUGUCCUGAUGGGAUGAUGGAUAGUAUGUGGCUAAAGCCUGAGACUGUGGGAGUGAAAGCAGAGGUAGACAUCCCCAUGCUGGUGCUGAUGGAGGGAUGUGAACCUGAGGAGUGUGAGGACUGCGAGAGGGAGAUGGAUGAAAUGGAAAAGGCCAUGGAGAGAGAGGAAACAGACUCACCUUGUUAAUGUAAGCUAUGUAAGCUAUGUAAAAAAAAAAAAAUAGGUGUGAAAUACUGACACUGAGGGUCUCUUCAUGCAGAUUACAUGAUAAAUUGGUUGACGUUUCAGUCUGGAUUCUGAGUUCUCUUUGAAAUGAAAUUUCAUGAGACCUUGAGUGGAUUACACUCAGAUUGGAUAAGGGCACAGUGAAUGCAUUUACAGAAUUCAUUUGCUGUUAUUUUUUAUAGAACUGCUCUUGAUUUGUUUGUUUGUGUUUUCCCACAGUAUGAAUAAAUCCCAAGUCAUGUUUUA